This is a messenger RNA of Hermetia illucens (black soldier fly), 6865 nucleotides long. RefSeq lists its product as uncharacterized. Gene Ontology annotation, molecular function: protein kinase binding. The record is from RefSeq and is a predicted model, not a curated record. Bases 1194 to 4769 code for a protein of 1191 amino acids. The transcript has 9 exons. NCBI's taxonomy places the organism in Eukaryota, Metazoa, Arthropoda, Insecta, Diptera, Stratiomyidae. Gene Ontology annotation, biological process: positive regulation of protein tyrosine kinase activity; neuromuscular junction development.
UGAACGUGGAGGGUCGGUUUUCGGAAUUGACCGUUAUAUGAUUUUUCGUACGCUGCAUUUUUCAUAGUAUAUGCGGGAAUUUCUUUUGGUAUCACAUGAGAUUGUUUUUCGUGCCUAGUUUGCUUGCUUGUUUGCUUGUUGUGUCCAGUAAGACUGGUAUGACACCUGUCCUGUCCGAUGAUAAUUUGUUUAUUAUCCGCUGAGUGUGGAUAGGUGAAAAAAAAAUUGGAGGUUUCUGUAUGUUCGUGAAAUGAGGUGAGACCAAUGAGGCUAGGGCUAAUUGGUGGCUGGAGCAAGUCAGCAGUGAUUAUUGCGGUGAAUUAUAGUGCAUUUUGUGGUGUCAAUUACUGUGAUUGAUAUUAAAAUGUUUCCCUGAAAUUUAAUUGUAGGGUUCACGUAUCACGGUGAGCGGUCUGUGGACACCUACCUGUAAUUACUGGCUAGUGGGAUUUAAAUAAAGGUUUUUCUAGAGCAUGGACACAUCCAUUAGUUAGUUUGUGCCAAUGAGUGAAAACAAAUGUGAUCAGAGUUUGCACCUCAAGUCGUGUUCUGAGCAAUUAGUAGAAUGUUAAAAAGUUGCAAAGUGCACCUGAUUUUACCCUGAGCGCUACGGCAUUGCCUUAUUCGAGGGUUUUUAUUUUCGCGUGUGGAAGAAGAGCGCCUGAGGUCACAGGCCGUUUUGAUACUACACCUGCCUGCCCGGUUAUCUGUCGUGUCUGUCCAUCUUCGCGAUUAUCUGUAUGUCUGUCCGGUUUGUUGCAGGGAAAGAAUAACAUCCCAAUGAGUGGCGUGUGUGAUUGCCCUUUGGCGAACUUUGCAUGAAUAUGUGCUCUCAUGAUUGCAACAACGUUUUUGUCGUUGUUAUUGCUGUUUAGUGCUGGUAUUUCGUGCUGAAUGUGUUUCGCAGCGUGUUUCCCGUGUUAACCGCCAUUAUCACGUCAUUUAGCCAAUGUGCUCGGGUCUUUUGUAUGGUAUUUGUAUGAUAUAAUCGCUCUCUGGGUUGGUUUCACAAAGAAAGGAACAGAGAGAAUAUAUGUUUAAUAAUGAGUGAAUUUGGGUUUUCAAAUACGGUUGUGAAAUAAAAUCGUCUAUCAAGUGCCAAGGAAGGGGUUUGUCCGGGAAGGAAGGAAUUAAAGGUUACCAAAUCUGCUUCAAAGGAUCUGAUUUUGAAUCAGCAACGUUGAACGUGCACAAUGGUUGACAUAAGCUCAAUUAUUGAGGGAACAGUUAAAUUUCGUGACGGCAAAAAGUGGAAGUCGAGAUGGUGUGUAAUGAGGAAAUUGUCACCAGUUGCAGAUUGUCUUCACUUACAACUAUAUCGAGACUCAAGGGAUCGCUACAAACAAGGACAGACGAAGGCAUCACUUUCUCUACAACAUUUUCUCGGUGUGGAAACAGGAUUCACAUUGGACAAAGAAUCGAAUACAAUUGCAAUUAUAUGUCAGGACGUUAUCGUUGUUCUGGCAUUCGAUACACGAGAAAGGCUCAUGCAGUGGCAGGUGAAAAUAUCAAAUCACUUAGGAGAUGACGUACAAUAUUUGAUCCUGGUCUCAUCUGCUCCAUCGAAAUCGAAGAUGCAAACAGGACCAUCAAGAAUGCACAUUCAGGAUCGUCGAUUCUGUCUGACUACAGGUGUUCCGCCCAAGCUCCUUGGCCUCUGGGACAUAGCUUACCUAAGACGUUACGGAGUUGUGGAUAAUCGAUUUUGUUUCGAGGGUGGCUCAAGGUGUGGCAAAGGUGAAGGACUUUACGUAUUUGUGACAGAUCAAGGAGACGAAAUUACAGAAACGCUUAAGCUUGCAUCGCAAGCGAAAUUGUCGAGCAAGAAACGUCAGGUGGCACGGAAAUUAGCAACUAUAGACAGUCCCAGGAAAGUGGUUUCACCCCGGCCAAUGGAUGUUGUUGACGAUGGCUUCUCUUGUCACAUGGAGGACUCCACUUGCACUUGUGGCUCCCGGACACCGUACUGGCCAUCACAGGAAUCUAGGGACAUGGAUUAUGGCUGUGGUGAUACGACAUCUGUUUCUGAAUGUCAUGAUAGUUUUAACGAUGGCGAAAUCUUCCCAAAAAACUCCAAAGCAAACUUAGAAAGAUGCAUGAGCUGUAUAUCAAAAUUAGGAGCACCGUCAAUGUCGCGAAGUUCGACGGCAACAGGGAAUGCAACACCAGGAGCAAAUCAUCCGCCUCUGUGGACCAUCCUAACAGAGCAAAAUAAUCAGACGAAUCUCACAGUGAAGACAAUUACAGGCGGUAUGGACCGAAUGUCGAUAUGUUCAUCACAUGGUAGCAGUGGUGGCUACGGGAGCAGCGGUGGAUCUGAAUAUUCCGUGCCCCGAAUGAAUUGCACCACUACAAGUUCUGCUUAUCCAGAUUCCUGCUAUGAAUCAAUACCCGCCUCGCAUUGCUGUAAGAGUCACCCAUCGGCCAGCCUUACUUGCCAGUGUCACACUGCACACUCAACAUCGUCAACUUUAAAAUCCAAUAAAAAUAGCGGUAAGCCACCUAAGCCACUGCCAAUAGUAAAUCCUCUUCACAUGCAUGCCAGCUGUAUAACGACUCAGCCUACAACAGCAGUAGGUCCUUAUGAAAAUUACGACGUUCCAAAAACUGCCAUUCAGUUCGAGAAUUUGCCAGCCGAUAACUACGACACUCCCAAAAAUAUUCAGGAAUAUAUCUCCGAAGACUUGAAUAGCAAUAAAACCCAAGGUCCUGACAAUUACGGGAACUAUGACACACCAGCCCAAAUAGGACAAAUGUGUGGUUGCUUGGUUAGUCAGGACCAAACACAAUCUAGAUCCUGCAUGGAAGCUCCACGAAAUGACUGCGCUUGCAACAGAGUUAUGUCCUGGGCGGACAACUGGAUUUCUCUGCCUUACUGCAGGCGAGGAAAUGGCAUAGAACACACUGGAAUGCCAAUCAAUAGAGUGAAGCUUAGCGGAGAAGGAAAGAUGCCUGUGAUGCAACCAAGUGGAGAACUUGCAAUCUAUGCUACUGUCGAUCUAUCUAAGAAAGCUAAUCGACGCUCUGACAAGAUCUGCGAAUGUUCCAAAGACGAUGAUUCCGAAACCAGUUCUUCAAAUUAUAUAAACCUUGAUCCUGGUCAUAUGUUAGCUGAUCCCAAUAGUAAAUCGAAUGAAGGAAUGCAUUCACAGGACCAAAAGACUGAAGCAGGCUCAGCGAACUAUACUAAUCUAGAUUUUGCUCAAUCCUUAGAAAACUAUGAAAACUCGAAAGAGAUGCUCCAGCGAGCUGGAAUAACUGCACAAGAAAUCGAAGAGCUCCGAAAAAAUGAGGAUGCCAACUUUUGUCAAAAGUGCGGUCAUGUAAGUGCCAAAACACCAGAAUCCAAAAUGAACACUUUAGAACGACAAAACGAUCGCAACUCAUCAAUGACUGAUGAUGCAAAACAAAAGCAACAAAAAGAGUAUCUCACUUUAGAUAUGGAAACACAAGAAACAAACACGAAAUUUCCAGGAUAUCUUCCAAUGUCUCCAGCUCCACCGAAUGCCAACAGCUCGACAGGAGCUCCACCAAUUCCAUCGAAGAGUGAGAUUAUAAAACGAAUCAUAGGCGAGAAAUCAGCAAGCAAUCCUAGUUUAAACGGCCCCACGGUAGAUAGAAGUAGAAAGAGGCAAGAUCAAAAUCGCAUCCCAGGUAGUGCUAUGAUGCUUUUGCAUCGAACAGGAAGUAGUCCAUAUAAUAGAAAACAAAUAAUGGAUAGCAGUGAUCUGCUUCCGCCAUUGGAUAAAAGAUUGCCAGUGCGGAAACGAUCAUCAUCCGCUGACUCAUCGAGAUUCCUUGAAGAUACCGAAGAAUUCGAUAGUUCCGAAACUCUUAGAAAGUCUUCCCUGACACAAAUUGACGGUCGAAGAUCAUCUUCUCCUUGCCUGCACCAAGAAACAGAGAACUUUGUAGAAGAGGUAUGCUGCACAAAGGUAGGCGAAACUGAAGACGAAUCAUCUGUUACCUCGACAUCACAAAGUCAAAAUUCACAAUCCGUUCACAUUCGCCGAUCUGCCAGUGUUCCUUGCAAAGCACAAAAUCGUGAUUCGUCAAGCUCCAAUGACUCAGGCGUGUCAACAGGAUCUCUUAAACAUCGUGUUGGCGAUUUUCAAGAUUUCGAACUUCCUCUUACCACAGCAAUGUCAGCUCGGCGUCAUCAACGACAUGUUCAACCGUUGUCAUCCUGUACUCACGCCACACUUCCACGUCGAUCGAAAUCUUUUGAUCCUCUUCGGGAGAUUUCAUUCCAAUUCCAAAAGGUUGAGGUGACCGGAAAGAGCACGUCAGCCGAAGCAGAAGUACCAAUUUGUCCUCCGAAGAGUCGUGGUUUUGCUAGUCCAUGUGAGGGUAGUUCGAUGGCUGGACCGCCGUAUAUUGAUUCAAGGAGUACGAGCAGUGGAACGUCAGAUAUGUCGGAUUAUAUUGAGACGUUAUCAUUGUCUAGUCAUAGUUCAUCUGAUGCACCUGAGAAUUUAAGACUUCUUCGACAAGCGACUGCCACACUUAGACCUCGUUCCGGCAAAGAAUACCAGAAUAUUGAUCGAUCUUUGAUAGCUCUAACGCAAAGCGGUGAUACCAUGAAGCUACACAAUAACCCACCGUCACAACUACGAGGUUUGCUCACGUGUUCUGUAAAUUAUGCCAACAUCACUCCUGUUCCAGAGAAUGCUGAAUCACCUAGUCCUGGCUACCAAAGUGGCGGAUCACCACAAGAGUCUCACGUUGAGCCAUUCGUCUUUAAGAACGAAAUCCAAUCUAAGCAAUAAACUACAGGUAAAUAUAUAUGAAACGAAAUUUACACGAAUGAAACUAGUUUAAUAAAACUUAUGUAAUUUAGAGCCAAAAUGGCAGCAAAUAUUUUUAAAAAAAAAUAUAUUAUUUUGGGUUCCUAUUGAAAGAAAUGUACCAUAUAAAUAAAAUAGGUUUUAAGGGAAAUAUGUACUACAACAGUAAAGGGUAAAGAAAUAUACACACAUACAACAAUUUAGAAACAAUUAACUUUUAAUAUACAAUUCAAUUAUACAAAACCAGAAUACCAACCGCACUCUUCAAGCUAUAAAGACAACCAACAUCACUGCAUUAGAAUCUUAUAUUAUACAUCGUAUUAUUGUACUUCCUGUUGAUAUACACGUGAAAGAUAGCCCAAUCUAUUCCAAUCGAGAAGCAUGAAGACUUGACAAUGAACACUAGAAGUAUAAACUCUAAUAAUAAAAACAACGACUUCAUAUAUGAAAAUUAACAACAAUUCCUUAAUCUUUUGUUGGAUAAAUAUGUCCAAAUAAAAAAGAAAUUAAUCCAUCUCAUUAAUUUACCCCGUUCUGAAAAUUAGGUUUCGUCGUACUUCGCUAUAUUUACAAAUUUUUCUACAACCGUAACGUAACGAAAUCAAAGUAGCGCAAAUAGAAAAGAUGAACAAACUUAGAUAAAAUUAGCAGGUACAGGUCAUUGUAGAUUCAACUUCUUUUUUACGGGAUCGAAAAAAUUGUACAUAGGAAAUGAAGUUUUAUUUUCAUUGACGUAGAAAAAAUGAUGUAAAAUUCUGACAUUUUUAAAAUUGAUUUUAGAAUAAAAACUGCAACAAAGAGAAAAGUAAAUGUAAGAUCGAAAUCCAUCGCCAAAAUGAUUUUCAUACCUUUUAAGUAUUUUAACUUUUUUCUGCAUCCGUUGAUGUAUCUUUUGGGAGAAUUGAUUAGAUUUCUUUGAAAAUUGAAGAUAACUUCACAUUACUCCAAAGUAGUAAUUGAAAGACUAAUAAAUUAAAAAUGAAAAAGGAGAACGAUUCCUUCAAGAUAUUAUUGAUAUCAUCUUAUUUCCAUUUGUAUAUAAAAUUGUAAAUAGCCGACUGGAAUAUGAUUCAGUUUCGAUUCUUUAUUUAGAGAUAUGUACAUUGAAAAUUGAAUGAAAAGUUACUUGUAACGAGACUAAUUUUUAGAGAGAAACACCAGCCUAAGUACCAUUAGAUUUAUAGACUCCCGUGCGGAACCAACCGGGAAAAUUAACAAAGUUGGCUUUUCCACCCAACAUUAAACAAAAAAAUGUUGCAAUUGACUGAACUGAACUGAGUGCAGUUAUACAAUGAGAAUCAUAAUCAAAAUAAAAAAGACAAAACCACGUCGAACAAGCAAUUUUGCUCAAUAGGAGACAAAAUUCCACGAAACAUCACAAGACAUAAAAAGAUAUAAUUUGAAAUUAUAUUAUAAACAGACUUAAUAUAUGUGUGGACGAUUGAGGCAAACUACAUUUAGGCACAGAAAUAACACUCAAAAUUUCAAUGUCCAAUAACGAAAAAAUAAUUAUGCAUUAAAUAUUCGUUUGGAUAAAAUACGAUAAAAUAAUGUGAAAAUCGAAAUUAAGCAACUACUUCAAUGACGAAAUGAAAAAAAAAUGCAUAAAUGAAAAACAUGCGAAAACUAUAUAUAUAAAAAAAUAUAUUUUAACUUUUCAAACACGUCCAUUUUUAAGUAAUGACCAGACUUUUAUAUCUAUAUUUCAAUAUUUAUGUAUGUAAUCAAUUGCUGUAAACUCAAAGUUUGGUAGUAUCUUUUCAUAUUUCCCUCCUAUUUAUUUAGUUUGUUUCGAAUGAUUUCAAUUCUAAUUACUUAUUAUUAUCUUCGUAUCUAUUUGUUUUACUAUUUCUUUUGUUUGUUUUUAUUUUGUUACUAUUUAUUAUUACUUUUCCACUGUUUAAGCAAAGAAUAUGUUUAUCCAUAUAUUUUGAAAAGAGAAAUGUUUGUGAAUUUGAUUUUGUAAAUUAUAUUGGUUUGAAUAAAUAAUAAAUGAAUAAAAAAUUAAGAAAGUGAAAUGAAAUGAUUGUAUGGAAUUUAAAAGGAAAUAAAACGGUCAUAUUGUAAUUAUAUUAACA